AUGAGUUUUCUAUAUAACCGAGCGGUAUUAAAUUACUGGCUCCAAAAGUUGCAGAAGUUUCCUCAAAUAACAGCUUCAGAGGAAACUAAUAAUGCAGCUGAUGAGGAAUUGGAUAAUAUUGAGGAAGACUUAGGUCUUCAGGAUGAUGAAAUAAGUGGAUAUGUUGAACCAGAGUUUCUAUUUGGACCUGGUUUUUCAAUCUGGAAUAUAAUUGGUUGGAGACGUGAUAAGAAAGUGUUGGAUGAUUCGAUGCUCGAGUUUAAUGAGUACAAAUGUGAGGAAGAAAGUUUCCAUCCAAUAUUGGGAGAUGAAGUUGUUGAAAACAACAGAGAAUUUAUGUGGGACGAUGGUUCUAAACAGUUGAUGUAUACUGAAGAAUGUGUUUCUAGUGACAAUGGUGUAGAAUUAGAAAGAGUUGCAAAAUCAAUAUUUUAUUACAAUUUUAGUGUGGAAAGUGCUAAGAAGGAAUCUGUGGGAAAAGAUUCGGAAGAAACACAUUCUGAACCAAAAAAGGAAAACAAACAUGUUGUGGCUCAAAAUGUUGAUCUUGAUGAAUCAAACAGUGGGAUUAAAGAUAGUGAAGAGCCAAAUAUUUUACCUGAUCCCACAUUUUCACUUUGGAAUACUAUUUGUGAAUGGUUUCCGAAAAGAGUCCCUGAGAAUGUAGUUAGAAAUCAUAGAGUUGAUGAGACUACUUGGGAUGAUACAAUGUUCGAUUCGUUCGAAAAUGCCUACGAGGAGAAAAGUGUCCCUCCUAAUUUGGCGAGUGAAGUUGUUGAUAAUGAGAGGCAUAUUUAUUGGAAUGUAGAUUCUGAAGCAUCAUACUAUGCAGAAAAAUGGAAUUCUGCGCAAAUUUGCGAUGAUGAUGCUACAGUAGAAAGGUAUUUAUUAAACCUUUAAAGCAAAAAA
This is a messenger RNA of Parasteatoda tepidariorum (common house spider), 909 nucleotides long. The record is from RefSeq and is a predicted model, not a curated record. NCBI's taxonomy places the organism in Eukaryota, Metazoa, Arthropoda, Arachnida, Araneae, Theridiidae.